CUCAAUAUCAAGAACUACCAGAUCCAAACACACCCCGAACCAACCCGAACUAACACAAAUCCUCAAUAUGCACGCCAGCUCUUUCAUCGCUCUCGCCCUCGGUGCCACCGCCGUCUCUGCGGCCGCUGUCGCCGUGGACGCCACCCCCGUCUCUUCGGCCCCUGUCCUCAGCUCUGAGCGCAGGCAGAAUGCGUGCGAUCCGUACUGCCAGUUCCCCAAAAGCCUUGACUGCCCAGGAAGCGGCGGUGUUCACAUCGAACAGAAAGAUCUUAUCGCGGCGGUUGUUGCAGGCGACAGGUCUCAACCACCACGUGAGACCAGUGCAGCCAACCUUGCUACGAGGCACUGCGGUGAACUCAAGACCUUCCCUCUCUGGAUUGCUGAUUUACCUAAACGAGCUGGCAGUGUUUAUUAUGCCGUUUCACCUCGUGGCACCUUUUACUAUUGCGGCACUAGUUCGGGAACACAUGCAUCGGGCUGGCCCGACCAAUGCAAGGAGAACUAAUAGGUAUCGAUCAGAAAUCCUUGUAUAUACUUGAAAAUUCUCCCA
Molecule: messenger RNA, 550 nt
Organism: Bipolaris sorokiniana ND90Pr
Lineage: Eukaryota; Fungi; Ascomycota; Dothideomycetes; Pleosporales; Pleosporaceae
Exons: 2
Coding region: 68-505 (145 amino acids)
Source: RefSeq, a predicted model, not a curated record